AUGGUGAAAUCUCCAGGAACGUCGCCAGAACGAAAGAAAGCGAAAAUUGAUGUGUAUCCAAUGAUAGUGAAAGACCCACAGGCUCGAGAAAUUAACGAAACACAUCUCUUGAAUUAUACAACUGCACUGUCAAGUUUCGAAACUCCAACUGAGGAACAACUUCUGGUAAUUGAAGGCGAUACAUUCCGUCAUCAUCCAAACGAAGAUGUGGAACAAUAUUUUAGAGCUAGUGCUCAAUGGGGAGUUCCCGCUAUCGCAUGGAAUAUUGUCCGGCCGGCGUUUCUCUGGAAACUGGAGUUCUGCAUCACUGAGUUUAUGAAUGUGGAGAAGAAAAAGAAAGAAGCUGCCGCUGAAAAAGCCGCCUCACAGGCAAACAACGAAGUUGAAAAAGCAGUUGAACCACCAGUGAAAGAGAAAAUGUCUAUUUUAGGACACAAAAUCAAUUUGAUUAAAACUACUCCAGUGGUUUUCAACACAGAAGAAUCGAUGGAAUUCGUACUCGAUAAAGCGAAAUCAUUCGACGGAUUCCCAUUUACGUGGCAACGACUCUGCGAGUUGCUCACUGAACCAAUGAAACACUACAACACUAUUGACAAAUUCUUGCGCGCUGUCGAUAAGGUUAUAAAUGUUGUCACAACAAUAAAUGAGCACGGUGGUCGAUCAUUCGGUGAUUGGGAAGUUCCACACAGCCAUCAACAAAAUGUUGAGAAUCUUUUCUUCGGUGCAGUGGAUGAAGUAGAAAUGAUGGAGUUGGAAAAAUUGAAGAACGAGUUUCAAUCGUCCUCCUCGUCUUCUUCGUCGAGUGAAGAACCGCUAGAUAUGAGUCAAAAAUCAAUGCCUGCUCCACGCUCUACAUCAUCUCCGAAUUCAUCACCAUCGUUUGCUCCUCCAACAGCACGUUCUCCGAUUAGCAACAACUCACCAUCUUCAUCUCCAAAAGCCACAUCACCUGCAUCAUCCCCGAAGGCGAUCUCACCAGUAUCAUCUCCGAAAUCCGCUUCUAAUUCUACUACUGGAACUCAGAUUGCAAGCCCAAGCAAAAAAGAAGAGGCAAAGGAUGAAAUGGAGACGACGAAAGAAAAAACAUCAGAAGGGCACGAAGAAGAAAUGCCACAAGAAGAAAUUGGCACAGAAUCAGAAAAAUCAGAAAAGGAGGAGAGGACAGAUGAGGAGAUGGAAAUUGCUUCUGAAGCUUAG
This is a messenger RNA of Caenorhabditis remanei, 1197 nucleotides long. RefSeq lists its product as uncharacterized. Gene Ontology annotation, molecular function: protein phosphatase regulator activity. Gene Ontology annotation, cellular component: cytoplasm; nucleus; protein phosphatase 4 complex. Lineage: Eukaryota; Metazoa; Nematoda; Chromadorea; Rhabditida; Rhabditidae. The transcript has 6 exons. Gene Ontology annotation, biological process: protein dephosphorylation. The coding region runs from base 1 to 1197 and encodes 398 amino acids. The record is from RefSeq and is a predicted model, not a curated record.